Molecule: messenger RNA, 1512 nt
Organism: Cylindrotheca closterium
Lineage: Eukaryota; Bacillariophyta; Bacillariophyceae; Bacillariales; Bacillariaceae
Source: the annotation of a GenBank genome assembly
AUGAAGGGAAAAGUCUUCUGGGUUAUGUUUGUUCUCGUUCAAGCAGGUUACUUGUUGAACUUUGAACGAAACUCGGGGAACUUUGUCAUUAAUCAUUCCGGAGGCAGGAAGUAUGCUGCUGCACCUGAAUCCGCUUUGAAUGGUCGGAUUCCCAAUAGAGACCUUCCCACAAUUUUGACAGAUGAUAAUACUGAGAUUCCAUAUCGAGAAUCUUCAGUGGCUACAGAAGGAGGGUUAGGAACAAGAUCACAAAAAAACAUAAAAUUUCCGAGGGUUGUGAUAUUAUCAGAAACCUCUCAGAGCGACGAGGGGUCUUCGCCCGAUUACAAUCGUCGCAGUAGUAUAGAUGAUGACUCUGCUGAUGCACCACAAGUUCUUGAAGCAUCAUGGUCAAGAUCACAAGACGACGCUGAUGCAAGCCCGCCCAUUUCCAACCCAAUUUAUGACUUUGAAAGAGAAUGGUUUGACUCCUGUGUACCAGACAUACACCAUCCAAUCCGCCCCACGUGUAACUCCGUCCAUGAGCUCGAUGCUGCUAGCAACGACUUUAUCGACAUGGUACUGAGUAUGGAUGGCAAUUGGAGGGCUGUUCUCCGAAUCGAUGAUCAAGCGAUUCUGAAAGUAUUGCACUUGCACCGGGAGUUUGAUGAUGAAAGUUAUCAAAAGCAUGAAAUGGAUAAUGCUGUCAUGGAACACUUGGCGGGUUCUCCCUACGUUGUUUCAAGUUUUGGUUUCUGUGGGCAAUCGGUCAUUACCCCGUUUGCUCGAAAGACAGGAAAAGCAGUGGCCAAGGACAAGACCUUGCGGAAGAUUGAGCGAUUAAAGUUGGCGAGAAAUUUGGCACGGGGGUUGGCCGAACUUCAUGCAAUGCAGCGGAUUGAUUUUGAUGAUCCAUUACGCAACAGCAGCAAAGAAACCAACAGUGUUCGAAGAACGAUAUCGAAGACUCCAAUGUACUUUGCCCAUCACGACAUUAAUAUUGCCAAUACAAUAUCCAUUCAAGAGAAAUCAAUUCAAUGGAACGACUUUAAUUUGGGAAUCUAUUCCAAGCAUUCAAGAGAGAAUGCAGAAAAGGCCUGCAAGAUACCGAUUCGAUACAGCGGGGAACUCUGGCGGUCACCAGAAGAGAUUCGAAAUUCGACACAUGGGGUUUUGGAAACCGUUCAGCCUUGUGAUGUUUACUCCCUUGGCAACAUUUUAUAUCACAUUCUAACGAAGCAUCAGCCAUGGACUCAUUUGGAAGAUCCACCAGAACCUGAACUGCUGUAUGUUGCGCAGCAAAAGAUAGAGGGGAAACUGCCAACUCUGCCAGAACAGUAUAUGCCAAAGUACAUGGAGCUAAAGGUAAUAUGGAAGGCCACCAAGGCAUGCUUUCGACUGGAUCCAGCAAUGAGGCCAACAGCUCUUCAGUUGGCAGAUGCACUCCAAACGGCUUGCGAUUGGUCACAAGACGAGCGAAUCAAGUCGAAAAUCAAGAACGUUGAUAUAGAUAAGCUAUUUGCUUUUCCAUAA